UAUAUCAGAACAAAUGAUUCCAAUUAUAUUUACAUAUAUUUUAACUACAUUCAAAAAUUUACACUAUUUAAAAUUUGGCUCAUCUUCGAUUUCUUGUCCAUGAUUAUCAUUUUAUAUUACACGUCCAUUUAUUAUCUCACUGAAUUUAUUAGAAUUACAUAUUAAUUUAGAAUAUUUUACUAAUUGUCUUUAGCUAUGUAAUGAAUGUUUUAAUCAACUUCAUACAUUUUAUGUUAAUAUUUUACGAAUUCAAUCUUCGAAUCAAAUAAUUAAUAAUACAGAAAAAUCAUCUAAAUUGAAAUGUUUUCCACUUUCCUAUGGAAUAUUUAAAUGUGUUCGUAAAAUAUUAUUAUUUGAUGAAUAUCCAUUUGAACAUGAAUUUAUUCUUCAAAUUUCAAAAUCAUUUCCAUUUUUAGAAAAAUUAACUAUAGUCAAUCGAAAACGAUAA
Molecule: messenger RNA, 448 nt
Organism: Rotaria sordida
Lineage: Eukaryota; Metazoa; Rotifera; Eurotatoria; Philodinida; Philodinidae
Source: the annotation of a GenBank genome assembly